This is a messenger RNA of Lytechinus pictus (painted urchin), 9627 nucleotides long. RefSeq names its product somatostatin receptor type 5-like. Gene Ontology annotation, molecular function: neuropeptide binding; G protein-coupled receptor activity. The transcript has a single exon. Gene Ontology annotation, cellular component: neuron projection; plasma membrane. Gene Ontology annotation, biological process: neuropeptide signaling pathway. The record is from RefSeq and is a predicted model, not a curated record. NCBI's taxonomy places the organism in Eukaryota, Metazoa, Echinodermata, Echinoidea, Temnopleuroida, Toxopneustidae. Bases 1879 to 3054 code for a protein of 391 amino acids.
AUAUUCUUGGAGAUGAUACCAAUAGUUGGAUUCCCCCCUUGUUUGGAAUGGAUGAGUCCUCCUCACUCUCAGCCAUACACAGACUCCCAGUGGUGGGGUAGUCAAGCCAUCGCACGAUACUCUCACAAAUGUUACUUUACAAGCACUGUCUACCAUGCUCCUGAUAUGCACUACUAUGAUCGAUAACCCCUCUGCUUCUCAUCUAUCGAGCAGUUUGAUCGGAAAGAGAUACUUGGACUUAUGCACCGCAUCAGAAUGCCUCUACUUUCUCAAUCACACCUAGGGAAUAGUUUUGAGCUUUGACAAAUAAAAUGCAGCUGUUUCACCUAACAUUCCUUGUCAUUUUUUUCUUCAACUUGUGUAACUGAAUAUUAAAGAGGAUUGGUUUUCACAUAUUUUUCUCUUUUUUUUUUAUAAAAAGGAGAACAUAUUCGUGUUAUGAUUGUGUGGAGGAUGACUUGAUGAUUUCAUACACCUUCAGGAAGAGUUUAACAGUGAUGAUAUCAUUUGAGAAGCAGACCCUUACAGCGUUGUGAAUAUUGUUGUAUCGCACCUGGGACAUGGAAUAGGAAAUAUUGGAUCCAUAGAUUUCAUUCAUUACAUGACUGCCUAUACUAACAAGAAGUGAAAUUGAAAAUCUUGGUCAAUCACCACUAGCGAAUGUAUUAGAAUGCAACAGCUUCACCUGAUGACCACAUCCAUUGCGUCAAACUCCAGCUCUGAAGUGGAAUUAUCCUGACAAUUUAGAUCACAAAUUGAAUUCAUUUUGGAGGUGAUUUCACGGGAAUAUUAUCCCCCCCCCCCUCAUUUCCGCCCGGUAUCCCCAUGUGAGCUUGACACUAUUGAAAGUCAGUUCUUGCCGGGUUUUGUUGAAUUUGUAGAGUUCAGGGCACUCGUAAAGGCCGCUUCUGAAGGGUCCUCAAAGAGCUCAGAGAUAGGAAGAUGGGUUCGGCGCUUCCGCGUCUGUCACCCAGAAUCCCAGAGGAUUGAUCAUAAAUCGAGCAUCGUGCCACAUGUCCUUGGAAAUCAUUUCUUAUUUUUCUUGGAUAUUUAAUGAAUGAUAUUUAAUUUCACCAAUUCCUUCUUCCAUCCAUGCAAAGAUGGUUAUCCGAGGAGCCGUGCAGGUUGACGUAUCAAAUAUUCAUCAAGUGCUCUUGAAAUAAAAGAGAGCAUCAGUUGUACUCUGCAUCCGAACCAUCCAUGGAAGGCAUUGACGUAUGUGCUUUAUGUUUCAUUAAUGUUAUUUAGCACGUCUUCACAAACCCAUUGCUGUCUUUGUAGAGCUAUAGACACGUCGCACGGUAUGCUGAUGAUCUUGUCCCAGCGCCGCAGAUCAUCGACCUGCUGAAAGACCGACAAGGGAGAGUUAACAGCUAAAGAGGCUCCCAUCCAACCUCCUGUCUCUGAACUUGAAAUAUUGAGUGAAUAUUGCUUGGAAAAAGAAAUAAGUGAGAGAAAAGUCAAUACCGGGAUUAUCCUGUAAAUGUUUACCUCAUCACGCCCGGAAGGAAUUGCAUAGUUUCUGUGACACGUGUGCCAACAAGACACCGCACAUUUUUUUUUUUCAAUUGAUGCCCGGAGGAAUUUAUCCAAUUUGAUCCGCUUAUACUUUGUGCAGUGAAAAGCAGAGGAAGUGUGAGCAUAUUUUACUCUAUAUAAAGUAGAACGAAGCUCUGAAUUUCUGCUUAAAUCAGCCUUGCCAUCUCUUUUGUGACAGAUAGCUGCAACAUCAGUAUCCUGCAACAAUAUUUGUGAGUACAUUAAAACAAUGUGACACUGAUGAAACCAAUUGGUUGUAUUGUAAAGUGGCUAGAUUGCUUAGCGGUUGCAUGAAAGUAAAAUUUUAUCGAGGAAUUUUUAAAAUAGGAUUACCUAACAAUGACGACGGUUGGGUAUGCCGAUCCUGCGAUCUUGCAGUUUUCCAACGGGACAUUCGUCUCAGUGUCUCCGAUUAUUGUCAUCUUGCAGAAGAUUCUGCCUGGACUUAUCGGGGUCUUCUGCACCGUUGGUCUCCUGUGCAAUGGAUUCAUCAUUGUACUUCUACUGACGUACUCCAACAUGAAGACUCUGGCCAACACGUUCAUCUUCAACCUGGCUUUGGCCGAUUUCUUCUUCAUGUUUACCUUUCCUUUCCUCGGCCAUCAGAUGUGGCAGAGCGAGUGGAUAUUCGGCCGUGUCUUGUGCAGAAUCCUUGUUCCAUACGACACCAUGACGCAGUUUACCGUCGUCUUUUUCCUCGUCGUCAUGGGUGUGGAUCGCUACCUGGCCAUCUGUCACCCUAUCCGGUCGAUGCACUAUCGGACGAUCUUCAAUGGACGUGUGGUGAGUGUAAUGGUGUGGAUCUGUUCGUUUUUGGUCUCUUUACCCGUGUGGAUCUACACCGAUCAGAUUACGUACUACGGGAACGGCCAAAAGAUUCAUCUGUGCUUGGCGCUAGCAACCAAGCACAAUGAAGAUGUGAACAACUUCAGUUGGUGGAUAAUCUAUACACUCUUUUUUGACUUUUGUGCACCUCUGACUAUAAUCUUUGUUUGCUACUUUCUCAUCAUCUGGAACUUGCGGCACAGUCCUCUGCAGGACAUCCGCAACACUUCACGUCGCGCCAGCCGCAAGGUAGCCAUCUUGGUCAUCUGCAUCGUGUUUGUCUUUGUAUCCUGUUUCUUACCAUUCUUCAUCAUCCAGUUCAUACAGAGUCAGACUGAUCCUUCAGAGUUCACCGAUGCACUUCUCGUCGCUUUCGUCGUCAGCUGGUUUCUCAUGUACAGUCAUAGCAUCAUCAAUCCCAUCGUCUACACCAUGCUCGGGGAGAACUUUCGCCAGAACCUCCCGCGGCUCUGCCGGAGCAUUUUUCACCGGAAAAGGUCCAACAGCCGCCAGAGCAGCAUGCGCACGUCCAGCAUGUACCUCCGGCGAUCCCGCGGCUCCAUAAAGUCUUGUAACAGUAGUACGGAAGGCACGGGGCGCAUCCAUACAAACGGCUACCUGAGUAUUAGUCCUAAGAUAGCCAUUACACAUCCACCACCAAAGCGUUUACCUCCUGAUGAUCCGGUGUGACUUCCUGCUCAGAAACUCUUCUCAAGCCAUCCCCACCUCGAGAAAAUUAAACAAAGUGCAUGCCUAUGAACACUCUGUUAUUUUCGUUGGAGGAAUUACUUAGGAGUUCGGUUAAGGUUUGUGCGACAAAAUGGUUGGGAAUGUACGACAAGAAACUUGUAUUCAGUCAUAUUUUGCCUUUGCUUUAUACCUCAGAAAAUCUGUGGUAAGCCUCAUGUUUGCUGUGCAAUUUUGUGAUGUUCACUUUACAGGUUUUGAUCUCGAUUAUGAACAAACAAACAUUUAAACAACUUUAAUUCAUUUUAGGAUAAGGUUAUAUUUCCCUUUGAGUUAUCUUGUAGAUUGUUAUUAAACUCAUUUUUGAAUGAGUGUCUACAACUGGGAAAUUAUUUCCCCUCGUGUAUGAUCUUCAGUGUGUACAGCAACUAGUUAAAAAAAAUACAGUGGGGAUCAGUCUAUGAAUUAUAAAUGUAUUGACAUUUUCUUUCUUUUGAAUUAUAGAUAAAUAGCGGAACAGCUCAAACAUAAUCAAUUAUUGAUCAGUGUUAUAAAUGAUAAAAGCCAUGUGGGAGGCUUUGCCCCAGUUCAAUGUUUGUCAAAAUUUAAAGUUAAAGAAUUCUUUUCAUGGGUAAUUUCAGAGCAUGACGUCGAUUUAGUUCAAUGAUUUUAAAAGGGAAUUAUAUCAUUCUUCUCAUUCCAAGUUUAUAUCAGAAUUUGAUUAAGAUAUAAGAUUGUAAUGAGGCAAAUUUGCAAAAUCAAGUUCUGUUUCCCCCACACAUUCAUGUCUUGUGCCAUUAUAAACAUAAAACCUUCAAAUUUUCAUUAGGCAUCAAUUCAUAAGUGCAACUCUCCAUUGAGAUUUGAAAUGGUUACUACUUGAAAAGAAUAGCUUUAAUGCUUUGGACCCGGAAAUAAGAAGCCUACCAGAAUAUGGGAUGUCAAACAGAUUACAGUACCCUUUUUAUGGAUUUUACAGAAUGUUAUCAUUUAAAAAAGGAGACAAUUUCCAGUUCAAGUUUUUUUAAUUUUCUGAAAGACAUGAGAAGAAAACAAGCAAUGACCAGAUGCUGAUGCUCGAUACUGAACAUUAUUUAGCAUUGCAUCGGUCUUGCUUGUGUUUUGUAGAGUGGAUUUGUGACAUUUAGAAUAAACAACAUCCUCAGUCAGAAUCCAUUCAAAUGGAAUACAGAUUAGGUGAAAUGUAUUCCCAAAUGUUCCACCCUAUUCAAUUCAGGGCAGUUAUGACCGUUGUAGGGGGUCUAUUUUUGCAUUGAAUUAGGGCUUGCUUGUUACAUCUAAUUUCUCAUGUGUGUUUAGCCGAGGUUAACUUCAUUUGAUUGGAAAAUGCGGCUGUUCAACUUUUUCGGGGGUCGUGAGAUAUAAGCCCCUAUCGAAGGUAGUUUAGAUCCCUUAUUCGGAAUGCUUUUUACCAAUUAUGAUUACUUCAGAAGCAAUUGGGGUUUUCUAUUUCUGUUAACAUGAUUACAGUAAUCUUUUCCCUGUUUUGAUUUGAAAAGUAUGUCACCGGCUUCUGUCCUUUUUUUGAUAGGGAAUUGUUAAUGAAAGAAUCAUGCGAUUCCAACUUUCACAUAGAAACAGCAUAAAUUGUAUCGCAAUAACUCAGGUCUUUCUGGAACUGCCAUGUUUUAGUGGAAAACUUGCGAUAACCUGUCGGGGAGUCCCAUGGAUAAAUAAUGCUCAUUCGUCGCUGUUCUCUGCAGAACAGAACGUACAAUUUUGCUGUAAAAAUCUUUAUAUUUUUAAAACAAUAGAAUUUAAAAUCAAAGAUAACUUUAUUAUCAGAUCAAUAUGAACACAUUUUUUACAGUUAAUUCGUGGCAUUUUCCUUUUGUAAAAUUCAAUGUAAAAACCCCACAAAAUGCUAUCAAAAGUUACACUACAUUGUAAUUAAUGGAUAAGUUUGUGUGGUCUAUUGUCCUCUGUAUCAUUUAAAGUAAUAUUUGUCCAUUUAUGAAUCUAAUGAUUAAAAAUAACAAUUAUGUCAUUUAUUUACCCACAGAAUAGGGGAUAGCCAGGUACAAUUUUUUUCAACCUUUAAAGAGUAUGUGCCUAGUAAGGAAACAAAUUUGAUGAUUCUUAUUCAAAGUUGCAAUCAAAAGAAAAUGUCAUAAAAGGAAUACCAUUCAUCAAAUCCUGCUCUUACUUUGAAUGAAUAUCAGUAUUCACAAAAUGUCAUAGUCGUGAGUUGUAUAGCAGUGAAGAACAAAAGGUUUUAAUAAUUUGGAACGUCAUAUGGGGCUCAUUCAUUUUGCGGGAGUUUCUAUGGUUAUACUGUGUGCCGAUGAACUCUGACUUUAAAAUCUUUCAAUGGGGGUAAAUCAAUAAAUAGUCGCCAUGGUAAUCAUAUUUGCUUCUCAUAUUCAAGUUUUGCGUUUUCAGAAAGAGAAAUAAUCAAACGUUAAGUUUUCUCAUCUUUUCUUUUUUGAAUUGAGAUCUUUCUGCGUGCGUCCUGCUUCAUUAUUCCUUCGAACAUUUCAGAGUUGACAUUAAUUGAAAAGUAAUAACGUUGCAUCUUCAUUAGAACUUAGCCUUUUAUACCCCUUUCAUAAACCCAAUAAAACCCAAUUAUGCGGCUAAUGGCAGCAUAAUUUGGUCGUAAAGUCAGAGGAGGACAAGAGUUAUCCGCAUUAUUCUGAUGCUGCUAUUAUCCGCAUAAUAGUGGCAUCGGGACAAGAUUUUGAGUUUAUGAACGUAUUUCCAAAUAAUGCGGAUAAUUGCCAUGGUGCGGUCACAAGGUCACCCUUUUCCAACACAACCGCAUUGGAGGGGGCGUGUCCAGUUGUCAUGACGAUUAUCCGCCUUUUUCAGGACGGGCGCCCGUAAAAAUAAUUUAUGGAGUUUGUGAACGCAAUUUUUAUUGAAUUAUCCGCAUUACUCUUAGGCGGCUAAUUGGAGGAUGUUUUAUGUUUUAUUGGGUUUAUGAAAGGGGUAUUAGUCUCCAUAGUUUCCAGGAAUAUUCACUAUUCAUGAGAAGAGAAAAGUCAUCGGCCUUUCUGUGGAGGUCUCACGCUGCAGCAUUCAUAUUUGAAAGUACUUGUCAAAUACCAUGGAUGUUCCUUCCAGAGCAAAAAAACAAAGUACUUGUGUUUGCCAGGCCGACUUCAAAACAAAUGCUUUUAUGAUUACCAUGAAAAUUGACAGAGACUGAAAGUAGUCAUUCAUAUUUUAGGCCUUAAGGAGGGGGAGAGGGGUAAAUGCAAUCAUUUAAAGACCUUGUUUUGUUCAAAAUGAAUCAAUUGUAAAGAGCAAUUAUAUCAAAGAAAUGUUAUUAUUCUGUAAGUAAUGGGAUAAUUUAUGAAACCUCACAACUUGUGAGUUGUGCAUACAUGUGUUGUUAAAAAAAAUCAUACGUAUCUGGAAAUCGAAAAAUGAAGUUGUUUCUCUGUAACAUUAAAUGAUGGGUUGGGGAUUUUACAUUUUCAUUUGGAAUGACUCAGAUGUAUGGAUAUAUUGGUUUUGAAGAGUAUUAAUAUGUUAAUGAUUCCAAUGUUUCUAAGAUACAUAGUCUACUACUACUGCUACUACUACUACUACUACUACUACUACUACUACUACUACGACACUAUUACUAUUAUUACAACUACUACUUUUACAAAUAAUACUAUUAUCACUGCUAUUACUAUUUAUACACUGAUAAUGCUGCUGCUACUGCUACUACUACUACUAGUACUACUACUACCACCACUACUACUACUACUACACUAUUAUUACUAUUACUACUACUGCUACUUCUACUACUACUACUACUACUACUACUACUACUACUACUUCUACUACUACUACUACUACUACUACUACUAUUACUAUUACUACUACUACUGCUACUACUACUACUACUACUACCUCUACCACCACCACCACUUUCAUUACUACUUCUGUAACUACUUAUAAAACAUUUGCUACUGCUACUACUUUUAUUACUGCUAUUCUACUACUACCUCUCCGACCAUCACCCACCACCACCACCACCACAACUACUACUUCUACUACACCACCAUACCACCGCCACUCCUCCUACUACUACUACCUCUACGAUCAUCACCACCACAACUACUACUUCUACUACACCACCAUACCACCGCCACUACUCCCACUACUACUACUCGUACUACUAAUACUACCACUACUACUCGUACUACUAAUACUACUACUACUACUACUACUACUACUACUACUACUACUUCUACUACUACUACUUCUACUACUGCUACUGCUGCUAUUGCUGCUUCUGCAGCCACCACUAUCAGCUUCUACUAUUAUCACUACUGCUGCAACUCCCACCAGACUAGUGCAACAAUGACUACCACAACCACAUUGCUGAGCAACUUCUAUGACUAAAUUAAGCACUACUGGUACUAAUUCUGCUUCGUCUACAGCUUCCUUGCCCGUUGUCCCCUAAGUAUCGCUAUUCCCCUGACUUGAAAUUAUUUUCUCAUAAUUGAAAAUGCAUUCAUAGGGACAAUGAUUUUCCGUUUUAAAAGAAACGGAAAAUCCGUUUGGUUCUUAUACUUCUCAUGCAGAAAAUCAUGGAAUUCACCUUUGUAAAAGGGAAUUCAGGUUUUUGCUGUGUAUAUUCCCAGUGACGCAAAGGAAUUUCCAUUUUUAGAUCAAGUUGAAACGGAAUUACAGAUUUUCAGAAAUGGAAAAGAUCAUUUUUUGAAACGGAAUAUCACUGUCUCUACAUUCACAUGUCAAUCUCAAGAAAUUCAGAGUUUUCAAGCCCCAAAAUGUGAAAAUUCUGAAUGAAUAAAGUUGAUGGCAGAAAGCCAGAUUACGUGUCUAAAGUUACAAUGUAGCUGCAGAUGGCGAUUCAUAUCAGUGAGGUAUCGAACGUAUGGUUUAUUGAUGUAGCAAGCUAGCUUUAUCGAUUCAUGUACGCUGUUUCCCCCUGCUCCAAAAUCAAAUUACCUCACAUCUUCAAUGCAGCGAGCUCAUUUUUGUGCUCCAUUCUCUUGUUCUUACCUCUCAUUGCUUCACAGAAAUCAAUUUGGAAGUGUGACUGAUUUGUCUUUUUUCUGUUACCCUUAUUUUGCUCAGCCGAGUUGCAUCAAUUGUUCUCUCCUUCAUUUCAUAUAGCGUACUAUCUUGUUUUGGUCUCUAUUUAUGUCCAUCCUUUCUCUCUCUCACCUACAAAGAGGAGGAGGAGGAGGAAGAGGAGGAGGAGGAGGAAGAGGAGGAGGAGGGUGAAGGGGAAUAAGAAAUAUUUGCUUGAGCAGGAUUCAGCAGUGUAGCUAGCAGAAUCGGGGGUGCAUGGGCGUGCGACCUUUAGUGCCUGUUGCAUGACUUCACAAAAGAGCAAAAGAAAAAGUAAUCCAUAACCAAGUCGAGAGUGGAAGCAUUCAAUGUCCAGUGUUUUAUAUAAAUGCCGACGCACACCUUACGAUUGGUCUGCAACCUGAUUUUAGAAUAAAAAAGUAUUAAAACUUGAUGUGAAUAUUGAGACAUGGAACAUCUCAAUAUGUUAAGUUCUAAAUCAUUGUAUGAAUACUUAUUUUCAAAUAUGUGAUUAUGCUACUACCAUCAUCCUUAUUUGAAUAAUAAUCUCUAGUCAGAAUGACAUCAUAGCAAUUGUACGAUUGGCUACGAUUUUAAACCAAUCGGCCUUUACUCCAAAAUAAGGGCUUGUAAUCAUCCAAAAUUGUCAUAUUAGUAUUCUUACAAAUGAUAUGAUUCUUAUAUAAAAAGAUACUUGAAAAUAACUUCAGAAAGGUUUAGAACAGAAUAAAUGAGGCUGAAAAACUAAGAAAAAAAACCCAGUAAUGAACACAAAAUGAAUUAUUUAGUAUUCAACAUUUUGUCAUUCAAUUUAUCCAUCAAAUCAAAUCAAUAGACCAAAAGAUGACAGGUAUUGAUUUUGAUAAGCGUACAAUUCCUUAUUAUGACCACAAGAAUGGACGCAAUCCUCAGUGGGAUAGCAUAUAGCAGAAUGACGUACGUCAAAAUAUUAAACCGCAAACUUUUAUAUGAUCAUCAUAUAAUGAUAAAGAACACAGUAUUUUUCUUUUGACAGAAUUUUCUGCAGAUGUUCUCUUUCUCUGUCUUUCUCCCUCUCCUUUUUUCUAUCUCUCUAUCUCUCUCUCUCUCUCUCUAAAAUAGAAAAAUAUUGAAAAUUAUUUUUUUUCUCUUUAAAACCUCUUUCUGAUGUUUUUUAUACUCUUUUGAUUGGCCUUUAUCCUUCCACAGAGUGUUAAGUCGGAUUACUUUUUCUUGCAGCUCUCAAUCAUAAUAGUAUAGGCCUAUAUAUGCUCAUCUUGGAUGGGAAGUGCAUCACAAUUAAAGCAUGAUGUUCUGUUGGUCUCUAUAUCUUUGAUUUUUUUUGUAGUAUAUAUAUCUUUGAAAUUUAAAGUGUAGGGUAGGAUUAUGCUCUGACUCAUCUCCCAAACAACAUGGAAACCAUCACUUCUCAUUCCUCAUAGUUAGAAUAGAAAUUAGUUUAUGGAUGUUUUAGUCAAAUAUACAUUUCAUGCAAAUGAUAAUUAUCAAUAUACAUAGCGUUGUAACCAUGUCAUUUUCAUAAUUGUUCUUUUUAUAAUCUUUUCAUCAUUGUUACUU